GCAGUCCAGGCGGUGGGAGUACGCAAAAUCUAAAAUUCUACGUGGAAAUAAAUAAAUAAAUAAUGGCUAGUAAACCGAAAAAGGAGGACGACGCCGGCAACGACUGGGCGCAGAGCGAUGAGGAGGACAACUGGGACGACUGGGGCGACGACGAGGAUAAGUUCGUUCACGUGGAGAAGGAUCAGCAGCAGCAGGAGGAGAAAGUCUCGGCCAGAAACGACGCAAAACAGGAAAAGCUGGAAAGUCCGGGAGUUCCUCCCACAGCCACCGCCUCCUCCACCGCAUCCUCAUCCUGGGGCCUCUGGGGCGGUAAACUGAGCUCCGUGCUGAGCACCGCCACGGAGGGAUUGGGUACUUUGAGCACCCAGGUGAACCAGGGCCUCAACCAGAUCAUAGGAGUCCCUGAUCCCGAGGAACUGGCUCGCAUCAAUGUGGCUGAAAAGCAGGAAAAGGUGGAAAAAACGGCGAAGGAGCCUUUCCCACAGGAAAAGGAUAAAACCCCAGAGGAGCUCCCCCAAGAUGAAAGCGAAUCCUCGCCCGCCUUUGGCCUGGGUUUCGUCACGAAUCUGGGCUCCAAGGUGCUCAACACGGGACUGGAUACUCUGGAGGGCAUUGGCAAGAAAACGAUGACCAUUCUGCAGGACAACGACCCCAAGCUGAUGAACAAGCGCAAGUUGCUCGGCCUGGAUGCCAACUCACCCAAUCUGAGUGCCGUUUUGCUGGAGGCCAAAAAGGAUGCCGAUCAAAUGGAGCAAUCCUUGCAGCAGCUGCAGCUGGAGCGGCAGAAGGCACAGCUGCGCUUUGAGGUCCUGUUCGAGCACUACUGCGGCCUGGUGCACUUCGAGGCCCUGGAGAUCCUCUCCCGGGAGUCGCGCCUCAAGCUGGAUACCCUGCUGGAUGCGGUCAGCGGAAAUGCGCUCGCCGAACUGCAGGAGACCAUCAACGAGGUGAAGGAGCUGCUCGAACUGGAGGAGUUGGAUGUGGAGAGCGAGGGCGAGUACGAUGGCCAGGAGCUGGGCGAGCGACUGGCGGCCACCAUCAAGGAUGCCGAGCUGGGCAUCCAAUUCGAGGAUAUAGCAAAACACUGGACGCAGUCCCUGGAAUGGCUAACCUCCGAGGAGGCCACCAGUGGCGACCUGGAGCAAGCCUACGCCAAAAGCAUCCAUGCCCUGAGCGAAGCCUGCGCCUUGGAGGUGUGCAAGCUGCACAAGAUCGCCGAGCUGCUGCUGGUGAAACCGCAUCACAGCACCGCCAACGAAGUGGACGGCGUGGUCAAUCUCUGCCAGCAGUUCAACGGGCACCUUCAAGGACUGAGCCACCGGUUCGCCGCCGUCUUGAGUGGCAAGCAGGAACCGGAAGAGGCCAAGGCCAGGGUUAGCACAUUCUUUUCCGAAAUGCUUUCCGCCGUGCAGUUCAUCGAGAAGGCCUACAAACUAUUCACGCCCAUUCUGCAAAUGGGAGCUGUCUAGAUUUCAAGCUAAGAUUUAAAUUUAAUUGUUGUACUUGCUAUUUUUACGAUUGCUCGGUUUAUGUAUGUCCUCAACUCAAUUGUUUUCCACAUAAAUGUAUAAAAAUUAUAAAAGAAUGCAAUGCUUAUGCUUGUGAUAACAUUCCA
Drosophila takahashii is the source of this 1615-nucleotide messenger RNA. Its product is annotated as protein FAM114A2. The record is from RefSeq and is a predicted model, not a curated record. NCBI's taxonomy places the organism in Eukaryota, Metazoa, Arthropoda, Insecta, Diptera, Drosophilidae.